AUGGGCGACAAACCUGAAGAGUUGGGUAAAAAGUUGAAAGAUCUCAUGGAGGCGAAAGCGCCAAGGGUCCUAGGAUCGACGCCGAAGCUCGCAGACAACACUGUUUAUGUGUCUGGCUCAGUGGCAGAGUGUGGUCGCAAGUUCCAUGACUUGGCCAGCUCCUUCAAUGACUUGGCCAGCUCGUCAUUCGCUGGAGCUACAGAAGUCAGGGUGAUGAUUCGUUUCCAUAAGCCAGAUGUAAAAGACUGGAUAGACCGGCAGUAUCAACGACGUGCCAAUGACGCCAAAUUCAAGACCGCGGAUGCCCGUUCGAGGGCUCGAAUGCUGGCCACCAACAACAGCAGCCACUUUGCUCCUCCUCCGGCCAGCGAAUGCGAUCCGUCCAUUUCUGGAUUCUCGGCUCCACGUGAGCGCUACCCCGAACGUCACUCCCGCGAAAGAAGCCCUCCGCAAUACCAGCAGAGAGAGGUGCAGCAGUAUCGCCUGCGCGACGAUCACAGUCGCGGGGGAUCACGCCAUCGGGACACAAGUCCAUUCUACCAAAGUGAGACUCAACGGUCUACUCAUGAAGCCGGGUCCUCUCGGGACGCUCAGAGGCUUUCGGCUGCUAAGGAAUGGGCCCAGCGGCAGAGCCUCUUGGUCAACAAGCCCGUGAAGGAUAAGUGGACCUGGCAAUCCAGGACUUAUCCCCCUUACCGCAAGAAGGUCCACUUGACCAGGCAAAGACAGGCCGAGUUCGAGACUCGUGGCUUAGAGUGUCUUGAUUCCAGCAAGAGAUUCAAGAUCGCUGCCGUCUGCGGCUCAUGUGGGCACAAGCACCACUAUCUCUGCGACUGUCCGAUCCCGGAUGAGUCUGGAUUCGUUUCGGGCUGUCCAUUAUGCAACACGACUGCUCAUAACUGGGAUGACUGCCAGCGCUCUGGAGAGCUCAGUUGGGUGCAGCAGUACGAGAUCAUGUUCUACCGCCGCAUCAACAUGCCCCCCAUCCGCUCCCGGAAGCCUUGGAUCCUGUGGGAGAAGGAAAGAAUCGAUCAGGGAUUUACGUCUUGGGACCUUCGAGGAGUGUACCCUUGGACCUUGGCUUUUGUCGCGAGAUUGAAGCAGGUGGAGUGUCCCUGGGUCCGCUUUGAAUUCAAGCGUUGGAGAGAGCAGAGGGCAAACUUGCCCAAGGAUCCGGAAACGCACCGCUACAGUGCUGAGCAGCUCAUCGGCCACCGCCCCCUGUUCGAGGAGAGGGAUGCUUCUAGUGAGGAUAAUGUCCGCGACAGCGGAAACUCGUUGCAGAGCGGUUUCAAUGCCGCGGUCGAAUGGAGCUCCUUCCGGGGAGACAUGAAUUAG
Molecule: messenger RNA, 1338 nt
Organism: Colletotrichum acutatum
Lineage: Eukaryota; Fungi; Ascomycota; Sordariomycetes; Glomerellales; Glomerellaceae
Exons: 1
Coding region: 1-1338 (445 amino acids)
Source: RefSeq, a predicted model, not a curated record